Lipotes vexillifer (Yangtze River dolphin) is the source of this 3826-nucleotide messenger RNA. RefSeq names its product TBC1 domain containing kinase (gene TBCK). Gene Ontology annotation, biological process: activation of GTPase activity; protein phosphorylation. The record is from RefSeq and is a predicted model, not a curated record. The transcript has 26 exons. Gene Ontology annotation, cellular component: nucleus. Gene Ontology annotation, molecular function: protein kinase activity; ATP binding; GTPase activator activity. The coding region runs from base 361 to 2925 and encodes 854 amino acids. Lineage: Eukaryota; Metazoa; Chordata; Mammalia; Artiodactyla; Lipotidae.
AGAGUUCCGUCGCGGACGCUGUGAGGUCAGAGGAAAAGGCCGAGCUGAGGGUGGUGUUGGGGAGAGCUGGGAGCUGUCAGCGGCAAGCGCGGGAGUCGUUCUCCUGGCCGGAGGCGAGGCAGGCAACUCCGGCUGACUUAAGCUGGCGGGCAAAGGGCAAUCUCUGAGCUCCCGGCGCUCAAGGAGCAGCCACUUUUGUAGAAGCACCUGAAAUGCAGGGUCUGGUGCACUAAGCAAUAGCGGCAACACCAGCUCCAUCGACAGCUCUGGGGCCCUGUGUAGGAGCUCCAUCCCCUUGUCUUUGUGUCCGCCUGCGUCCCCAGACCCAGAGGUUAUCUUGGAAGAUCUAGGACUCCAAAAAUGUUUCCCUUGAAGGAUGCCGAAAUGGGUGCCUUUACCUUCUUUGCCUCUGCUCUGCCACAUGAUGUUUGUGGGAGCAAUGGGCUUCCUCUCACACCAAAUUCCAUCAAAAUUUUAGGGCGCUUUCAAAUCCUUAAGACCAUCACGCACCCCAGACUGUGCCAGUAUGUGGAUAUUUCUCGGGGAAAGCAUGAGAGACUGGUGGUGGUGGCUGAACACUGUGAACAGAGUCUAGAAGACUUGCUUCGAGAAGGGAAACCCGUGAGAUAUUCAAAGGUUUUGUGCAUAGCAUUUGAGAUACUUCAGGGCUUGCAGUAUAUGAACAAACAUGGUAUAGUACACCGGGCACUGUCUCCUCAUAAUAUCCUUUUGGAUCGAAAGGGACAUGUUAAAUUGGCUAAAUUUGGACUUUAUCACAUGACAGCAUAUGGUGAUGAUGUUGAUUUCCCAAUUGGGUAUCCAUCAUACUUGGCACCUGAGGGAAGAAAACUAUUUCAGAGUUUGGAUAUUUCUGAAAGACUAAAAUUUUUGCUUACACUGGACUGCAUAGAUGACACUAUAAUAGUUCUGGCUGAAGAGCAUGGUUGUCUGGACAUUAUAAAGGAGCUUCCUGAAAAUGUGAUAGAUCUUUUGAAGAAGUGCCUCACCUUCCACCCUUCUAAAAGGCCAACCCCAGAUGAAUUAAUGCAGGACAAUGUGUUCAGUGAAGUGUCACCUUUAUACACUCCCUUUACCAAACCUACCAGCCUGUUUUCUUCUUCUCUGAGAUGUGCCGAUUUAACUCUGCCUGAGGAUAUCAGUCAGCUGUGUAAAGAUUUAAGCAGUGAUUACCUGGCAGAAAGAUCUAUUGAAGAAGUGUAUUACCUUUGGUGUUUAGCUGGAGGUGACUUGGAAAAAGAACUUGUGAACAAGGAAAUCAUUCGAUCCAAACCACCUAUCUGCACACUCCCCAAUUUUCUCUUUGAAGAUGGUGAAAGCUUUGGACAAGGUCGAGAUAGAAGCUCACUAUUAGAUGACACCACUGUGACAUUGUCAUUAUGCCAGCUAAGAAAUAGAUUAAAAGAUGUUGAUGGAGAAGCAUUUUACCCACUACUUGAAGAUGAUCAGUCUAAUUUACCUCAUUCAAACAGCAAUAAUGAGCUGUCUGCAGCUGCCACUCUCCCUUUAAUCAUCCGAGAGAGGGACACAGAGUACCAACUAAACAGAAUCAUUCUCUUUGACAGGCUGCUAAAGGCUUAUCCAUAUAAAAAAAAUCAAAUCUGGAAAGAAGCAAGAGUCGAUAUUCCUCCUCUUAUGAGAGGUUUCACCUGGGCUGCUCUUCUGGGAGUUGAGGGGGCUAUUCAUGCCAAGUAUGAUGCAAUUGAUAAAGAUACUCCAAUUCCUACAGAUAGACAAAUUGAAGUGGAUAUUCCUCGUUGUCAUCAGUAUGAUGAACUGCUGUCAUCACCAGAAGGUCAUGCAAAAUUUAGGCGUGUAUUAAAAGCCUGGGUCGUGUCUCAUCCUGAUCUUGUGUAUUGGCAAGGUCUUGACUCACUUUGUGCUCCAUUUCUCUAUUUAAAUUUCAAUAAUGAAGCCUUGGCUUAUGCCUGUAUGUCUGCUUUUAUCCCCAAAUACCUGUAUAACUUCUUCUUGAAAGACAACUCGCAUGUAAUACAAGAGUAUCUGACUGUAUUCUCUCAGAUGAUUGCAUUCCAUGAUCCAGAGUUAAGCAAUCAUCUCAAUGAAAUUGGAUUUAUUCCAGAUCUCUAUGCCAUCCCUUGGUUUCUCACCAUGUUUACUCAUGUAUUUCCACUGCACAAAAUUUUCCACCUCUGGGAUACCUUACUGCUUGGGAAUUCCUCCUUCCCAUUCUGUAUCGGAGUAGCAAUUCUUCAGCAGCUGCGUGACCGGCUUUUGUCUAAUGGCUUUAAUGAGUGCAUUCUUCUCUUCUCUGAUUUACCAGAAAUUGACAUUGAACGUUGUGUGCGAGAAUCAAUCAACCUGUUUUGUUGGACUCCGAAAAGUGCUACUUACAGACAGCAUGCUCAACCUCCAAAGCCAACUUCUGAUAGCAGUGGAGUCAGAAGUUCAACACCUUAUUUCUCCACUGAGUGUCCAGAUCCUCCAAAAACAGAUCUGUCAAGAGAAUCCAUUCCAUUAAAUGACCUAAAGUCAGAAGUAUCACCCCGGAUUUCAGCAGAGGACCUGAUUGACUUGUGUGAGCUUACAGUGACAGGCCACUUCAAAACACCCACCAAGAAGACCAAGUCCAGUAAACCAAAGCUCCUGGUAGUUGACAUCCGGAAUAGUGAAGAUUUUAUUCGGGGUCACAUUUCAGGCAGCAUCAACAUUCCAUUCAGCACUGCAUUUACUGCGGAAGGGGAGCUUACCCAAGGACCUUACACUGCCAUGCUCCAGAGCUUCAAAGGGAAGGUCAUUGUCAUCGUGGGGAAUGUGGCAAAGCACACAGCAGAGUUUGCGGCUCAUCUUGUGAAGAUGAAAUAUCCAAGAAUCUGUAUUCUAGAUGGUGGCAUUAAUAAGCUCAAGCCAACAGGCCUCCUCACUGUCCCAUCUCCUCAAAUAUGAAGAACAAGAGUCUGGCUGUCAAAAGGACAGAGUGGCAUCACUCCCAGCAGCACAGCUCUUCACAGCCUUGCCACUCUAAGGCAGAACUAGACUUCCAGAUGGUUACAUUUCCAUUUCAAGUUUUGUCAUGAGACAUUUUUUUUUUUAAUCUCAUGACCGAAAUGUUCAGCUAUCCAGGCAACAAACUUGACUGUACAUGUAUUGCUGAAAGAAUUUUCUUAACAAUGAAAUCCGAUCAUGUAUUUUUACCACACCAACGCAAAGCCAGAAGAAUUUAACUGACGAGGCACAUUUAGCAUUAUCAAGAAGUCUCAGUUACACUGAAAAGGCUGUCUUCCAUUGCAUUGAACAGACAGCCCUAACAAAGGUAUUCUUUAGAAAUAUAGACUGAAUGUGAGCUGAAAUCAUCCUUCCAUGAUAAUGAAAACUGAAAAGCUAUUCACAAUACAUUCCUUAUAAGUAAAUGCUAUAUUUGGUAACUCAUUUUGGGCCCAGAUAUAUAUGUGUGUGUGUGUGUGUGUGUAUGUGUUUAGAAGGAGCAGAAUUUAACACUUUGGAGAAAGUAAUAACAGUUUACUUCAAGAAAAAUGAAAGUCAGAAACCAUUCAUAUUAUAUAGAAUAUUUUUCAGCUCCUGUAGCUGAGACACCCAAAAUAAGAGUGACUUAGACAAGCUAGAACUUUAUUUGUCUCUCACAUAAAAUUCUGCAUAGUCAAUCUAGGGCUAGUGUAUUGGUUUCAUUAGCAUUAAGUACUCAGGUGUCUGUUCUCAUUCUUUACCACCCUCAACACUUCGUUUCUAUCUCAUAGAUCAAGAUGGCCAUUAGCACCCACCAUCAUGUCUACAAUUUAGAAGGAAAGGAAUGAAGGAGGAGGGAGGGAACAAAAAGAAAGAGAAGGAA